Messenger RNA from Oryzias melastigma (Indian medaka), 2753 nucleotides. It is a transcript of the gene cyth1a, whose product is annotated as cytohesin 1a. Gene Ontology annotation, molecular function: guanyl-nucleotide exchange factor activity. The record is from RefSeq and is a predicted model, not a curated record. Gene Ontology annotation, biological process: regulation of ARF protein signal transduction. The transcript is spliced from 13 exons. NCBI's taxonomy places the organism in Eukaryota, Metazoa, Chordata, Actinopteri, Beloniformes, Adrianichthyidae. Bases 398 to 1594 code for a protein of 398 amino acids.
CAUCCUAUUACUUUCUUUUUUUUUUUUUUUAUUAUUAUGAUCAAAACUUAUACUUUAGUAUCUGGUUCAAAUUAUAAAAUAUGGAAAUUUUUAAGUUAAUUUGACUUUUAUUUUGAAAGGCCACACAGGAAGCCUCUUUUGCGUCAAACUUCAGUUGACAGAAAGUCGGCACUCAGGAGGGAAGCCUGUUUAAGUCCGCUCGAUUUCUUCAAACCACUCCCUGGCGAUAGUAACGCAGUUCUUCUACUCGGGCACUUACUAGGUGUUUUAUUUAACCGAUAGUGUUCAACGUUCAAAGGCGUGUUGUUGUUCUGAAGUUAUUACUUAUUCAGAGUUCGGGUCUCGAGAAGCGGAAACUUGGUUCUCCAGUGGCUGCGAAACUACGAGAAGCAGCAGCAUGGUGUUGAAAUCGGAAGACGGAGUGGUGCCAGAUGACCUCACUCCAGAGGAGCAGCAGGAGCUGGAGAACAUCCGCAGGCGCAAGCAGGAGCUUCUGCAGGACAUUCAGCGGCUGAAGGAUGAGAUAGCAGAAGUGAACAGUGAGAUCGAGAACCUGGAUUCCACAGAGGAAAGGAAGAAUAUGCAGAGGAACAAACAGGUAGCCAUGGGCCGAAAGAAAUUCAACAUGGAUCCCAAAAAGGGCAUCCAGUUUCUUAUUGAGAAUGACUUGCUGAAGAAUACCAGCGAGGAUAUUGCUCGAUUCCUCUACAAAGGAGAGGGUCUCAACAAAACGGCUAUAGGAGAUUAUCUAGGAGAGAGAGAUGACUUCAACAUCCAAGUCCUCCACGCUUUUGUGGAACUUCACGAGUUCACGGACCUCAACCUGGUGCAGGCUCUGAGGCAGUUCCUGUGGAGUUUUCGGCUGCCGGGAGAAGCGCAGAAAAUCGACCGGAUGAUGGAAGCCUUCGCUCAACGCUAUUUCCAGUGCAACUCCAAAGUUUUCCAGUCCACAGACACCUGUUACAUCCUGUCGUUUGCCAUCAUCAUGCUAAACACCAGCCUCCACAACCCAAACGUGAAGGACAAACCGUCGGUGGAGCGGUUCAUCUCCAUGAACAGAGGGAUAAAUGAUGGAGGAGACUUGCCCGAAGAGCUUCUCACGAAUCUGUACGACAGCAUCAAAAACGAACCGUUCAAGAUCCCGGAAGACGAUGGCAACGACCUCACACACACUUUCUUCAACCCAGACAGAGAAGGCUGGCUGCUCAAGCUGGGAGGACGCGUUAAAACAUGGAAGAGGAGAUGGUUUAUCCUCACAGACAACUGUCUUUACUACUUUGAGUUCACAACAGAUAAAGAACCUCGAGGAAUCAUCCCGCUGGAGAAUUUGAGCAUCAGGGAGGUGGAGGAUAAGAAGCCUAACUGCUUUGAGCUUUUCAUCCCUGAAAACAAAGACCAGGUGAUCAAGGCGUGCAAAACGGAGGCAGACGGGCGCGUUGUCGAGGGAAACCACACCUUCUACCGCAUCUCUGCUCCCACGCCGCUAGAAAAGGAACAAUGGAUGAACAGCAUCAAAGCUGCCAUCAGCAGGGACCCAUUUUAUGAGAUGCUAGCAGCCAGGAAGAAGAAGGUUUCCUCCAUGAAGAGGCACUAGAGCUGCUUCCCUUUGCCAAAGUUGCACUUCACAGAGCGGGAGGUCACUGUCUGUGUGUCUGGGCCUUAGGUUAAGGCUUACCUCAGAAAUUUCCAAAGACGACACCCCCAGCCUGGUUUCGGGCCUCCACACAGAAGGAGAUGAGUCGGGGGGUCAAAACAUCCCGACCCGAAUGUCUUUUCCACUCAGCUUUGUGUGUUCUGUUUGAGGUAGAAAGGGAACGUUGCUGUUCCAACGCAGCAAAAUCCUCUUUCCAGAUGCAAACAAAGUCGAUCCUAGUAUGUAUGACGCUGUACUCAUGCAGUCCCCUGUCGCACACAUCAUUUAAACUCAGCAGGUCUGACCCGGUGUGGCACCCCAACCAAGAUAUCCCUCACCUCACAGGAACGCUGAAAGCUUUUCCUGGCGUGCUUUAAUUUGUAUUGGAACACGUGUCUAUUUUUACAGCUUUAUUGUUCAAUUCUGUUGAUUUAAUUUUUUUGUUCGUUUGCUUUUGUAAACAAAGUAGUAGAAACCAUAGAGAGGGUUUUUUCAACUGGUUUUAUAAAGAAAAAUCUGUUACAAAACGGUUGCACUCAGGAGAUUGCUUUAACAAUAAAUAAAUACAUAAAAUCAAUUCUUGAACCCCCUUUUACCGCAUGAUUUUCAUGCUGGAAAGGAUGCUGUCCGCUUGUUUGAGGACUGAACUACGUUUUGUAAAUGUGAAAACGCAGAGGGGAGCAUCUGCUUGUCUGAAAUUUGGAUCUGAGGCUAAGAAGUUCAUUUUCCUGGAAGUACUGAAGAUGCAAGAUGAGGCUUUUUUAAACUAAAGUUGCUGCACACUGUGGUUGUCGUGUACAUAAGAAGUGGGAAACAUUGCUGCUGGUUAGCAAAGCAUAAUUAGGUUUUUUUGUUUGGUUUAAAGUAAACAGUUUUUUAAUCUAUCUCAGUGAUGUUUGUACUGUACGCUUCAGCUUGUAAAUGUUUAACACAGAUUGUAAAGGCUUUAAAAAAAAAAAGCGGGCUGUUCUCCAUUUAAGGAUCUUUGAUGGUAAACAAAUUGUUUCAUGUCAGGAAUGUACCACACUGAUUCCAAAUAAAAAGGAUGACCACACUGCAGCAGAGAUGCAAUAAUAAAAUCUAUAUUUUUUAUUUGGUCACCAAUUGUUUUCUGCAAAGA